Messenger RNA from Humulus lupulus (European hop), 3287 nucleotides. RefSeq names its product putative disease resistance protein At3g14460. The transcript is spliced from 3 exons. The record is from RefSeq and is a predicted model, not a curated record. NCBI's taxonomy places the organism in Eukaryota, Viridiplantae, Streptophyta, Magnoliopsida, Rosales, Cannabaceae. The coding region runs from base 3 to 2423 and encodes 806 amino acids.
AAAUGGCUUUUGGGCAAGACCCAAAAACCUCUUACCAGGUAGAAGCCGGAAAGAAAAUUGCCAAGAGGUACAGCGGACAACCUCUUAUGGUGAAGAUGGUAGCAAGCAUUUUACGUACAGAAAAUUCAGAAGCAGAUUGGCGAUUUUUCUAUGAGAAUAAAUUUCCAACCGAAAGAAUUAUAAAGCUGUGUUAUGAACAUCUCCCUUCACCUUUAAAACAUUGUUUGGCUUACUGUAGCUUAUUUCCGAACUAUCACGAGUAUGAUGUCGAAACAAUAAUAAAAAUGUGGAUGGCGCAAGGCUUUGUUGAGCCACUGACUCCAGAUCAAUCUCUAGAGGAGGCUGGUUAUGACUAUGUUUUGGAUUUACUUGAAAGAGGCUUCUUCCAAGUGUCUGAAAUAGACGUGAGGGAGCGGGUGAUAAAAUUUCAUAUGCAUCAUGAAUUGGUGCAUCGUCUUGCAAAGGUGGUUGCAGAAGGCUCUUGCACAAAGUUAAGGUCUCAUAAUCAUGUAUAUGGAAGAACCAUUCACGUGUCACUUGAUCAUAAAGACUGCGAUUCAACCCUUUUCGAACGAAUUCUUGUGGAGAAUAUACGAUCGAUCGUUUUUCCAUUUCAGUCACUGCGUCAACAAGACAGCGCUAGCAUACAAGGUGAUCAAAUUUUUGAUAUUAUAAUUUCUAGAUUUAUAAAGUUACGGACGCUAGAUUUGCAUGCUAUGGGGAUAAAUGCAGUGCCAUCCUCUAUUAAAAAGUUGAAGCUUUUGAAGUAUCUUGAUCUUUCUCAAAGUGAGGAUAUUAGAGAACUGCCUAACUCAAUCACCAAGCUUCUACACUUGCAAACUUUGAAACUCUCAUCAUGUUACGGCCUUAAGAAGUUGCCGAAAGGCUUUAAAAAUCUGAUCAAUCUUCGCCAUCUUGAGAUCGAUGGGUGCUACAAUUUGACUACUCUUCCCCGAGGCAUCAGUCAACUACCUAAUCUUCAAAUGUUAUCACAGCUUGUAGUAACUGAAGACACCUCUCCAAAUAUUGGACUGAAUAAGUGGAGAAAAGAGCUUCACAUAAAAAAUUUGGGACAUGAAAAUUUUGAUUUGAAUAAAUUUGUUAAUGUAGUAUCAGAAGUCCAAUCCUUGAUGUUAGAAUGGGAAAGUAAUGUGCGAGAGUCUGAUGAGCAUAAAAAGCCACUGAACAGUGACUUGUUAUCAGCUCUUGAAGAGUUGACUCUACGAGCUUAUAAGGGCAAAAGGUUAUUUUCUCACAACUGUCCAAGCAAUUUGGUCAAGCUUUCAUUAAGGAAAUGCGCAAAUUGCCAAAUCCUACCACCACUCCACCAGUUGCCGAAUCUUAAGGUAUUGGUAUUGGACGAACUUCCCAAAUUGGAAUACAUUUCGGACAAUGCUUCUUCACUAGGCACACCCUUCUUUCCUUCACUGAAGGAACUCUGGCUCACAGAAUUACCUAUGUUACAGAGAUGGUGGAGAAAUGAAGAACCGCCUUCAUUUUAUUGGCAGACAAAUGAGGUCGAUUUCGAUGAAUGGCUUUCAUUUGAUCUGCAGAUAAAUGAUGUCAAUUUUGACGAGUCACCUUCAUUUGAUCAGCAGACGAAUGGCGAGGACGAUUUUGAUGAGUGGCCAGCUUCAUUUGGUCUGGUGAUAAAUGACGACGUCGACUUUGAUGAAUGGCUUUCAUUUGAUCGGCAGAUACGUGAUGUCAAUGUCGAUUUUGAUGAGUGGCCGAUAAAUGACAUUGAUUUUGACGAGUUGCCGAAGCUGAAGAGAUGGUGGAGAAAAGAAGUUGAUAUUCAUCCAUUGCCUUCAUUUCCUUGUCUUUCGAAAUUAGUUGUUGAGGAUUGCCCCACUUUGGUUUCCAUGCCUAUGUUCCCGACUCUGGAAGAAGGCCUAGCUCUUGACUCAACUUGCUGGAAGCCAUUUCAACACACCAUGUUCCAGGACACAGUAGGCAAUAAAGACACACAAGAAUCACCAUCACAAUCACCAUCUCUUCCUCUCUCCAAAUUGAAGGCUCUACGAAUUGUAGGCAUUGAACACUUCAAAGCUGAUGAAAUUGAGUGGCAAAAUCUAAAAAGCUUACAAUUCCUGAGAUUCGAUUGUCUUCCAAACCUGGUGAGUCUUCCUGAGUGGCUUCAACAUGUACUCAGCUUGCAAGAACUCCAUCUCUGGCGUUGUGGUACUGAGGAGAUUCCUGAAUGGAUAGGUGAACUCCAAAAUCUUAGCAAACUUGUGAUUUUUGUAUGCCCUCAUUUGAAAUCGCUACCAAAAGCAAUUCGUAAGCUUCAAUUUCUAGAGACACUUGAGAUUGAGGAGUGCAACGAUUUAUUAAUGAGAUGCAAAAAGGACAUCGGUGCAGAUUGGAAGAAGAUUCGUUUCAUAAAAAAUCUGCAUUUGGGUCAGAUUUAUGAGAAAUGAUCCAAUCACUCCCUUAUUUAUCAGAAAAUUUGAAGGAAAAAAUCAGUUUAAAAAAUGGAUCUUAUUGAGAGUAAAGAGGUCAUCAUGACAAAUACACCAGAAUUCAAGGCAGAUGAAGUAGCUAGUUAAGGGCAUAUUGUUUUCUAAUUUUGGUUAUACACCAGGCAGAUGAAGUGUCUAUAAUGGUUUUGCAUUGACAAAUACACCAGAAUUCAAGGACAUCAAAUUUGAUGAUAAAUAUAGUAUCCACCUUUGAUUACAGGCAGUGAGUUGGAGUUGUAGUCUCAAUGCCAAAACAAUAGACUUGGAGCAUUUGGAUGUAAAAUGUCGAUGCAGUACCAGAAAGCUUGAUAACAGCAAGCUAUGGCGCCACAGCUUCAGUCUAGACAGAUUUGAAAUCUGCACUGUUCUGUUUUGGGAGGUAGCUAGUUAAGGGCAUAUUGUUUUCUUUUGUAGGGUGAGAUUUCUUUUGGCUGUAAAAAGAGAAAAACUGAAUGUACAAGUGCAUAAUUUAAUUGCCACAGGAUUUGUUUUCCUGAGAAACUGUGUGUUUGAGAGGUUAUUUCAUUUGUUUUCUGAGUGUUUAAUUAAUUUUGAAUUUUCCUUCUCCAUGUCAAUAAAAGAACUUAACUGGAAGUAGGUAAUUGUUGGACCGAACAAGUAUAAUUUUUUAUUUUAUUUUUUUGUAUCGUAUGCAUGUGCUAUUUCGUUUGAUGUGAUUGCAUUGUAUGCAUGCGAACAGUGUACAGUUCGAGUAUGGAUUAUGUAAGAUUGUGAUAUUACAUUGUGAAAAGCCUAAGUUUUUGCUUAUCUUUCCAAUUUUACAAUAUUCAUCUAGAUUUUAUCUUGAUUUAUACUUGAACA